Schistosoma haematobium is the source of this 8251-nucleotide messenger RNA. RefSeq names its product Liprin-alpha-2. The transcript has a single exon. The coding region runs from base 7213 to 7557 and encodes 114 amino acids. The record is from RefSeq and is a predicted model, not a curated record. Lineage: Eukaryota; Metazoa; Platyhelminthes; Trematoda; Strigeidida; Schistosomatidae.
CUCAUGGCGUCUGAACUGGCGCAAAUUUGAAAACUCACAUUGAACAAAAUGGGUUUCCACUAUUGUACGGAUAUAUAAAAGAAUCCCAAUCAGUUUUUGGAGCUAGGAGUAAGUCGUCGAAACUUUUUUGUACUCGUGUUUAAAAAACCUAUGCUGCGCGCGAAAUUGUGAAAUUGUUCGAUAUAAUACAGUGGUUUUUGUGUAAAUUUAUUUGAUAGUUUUGGACGCAAGUUUACUGUUUUGGGAAAAUGUGGCGUAUAGUGUAUUCACAAACUUUUCGACUUUAGAGUGCGCCAUUUUAAUUGUUACACGUAUCUCAGAAAUAGCUUUGUUGGAAUUUCGCUUUAGCCAAUCAUGGACGAACACUCUCGUGAAACUAAACGAUACCCGCCUAUACUCUGUGGAAAUUUGAAUUUUAUAAGUUUUCUGACUUUGGCCUGUAAAAUUGGUGUUUCUUAUUCAUCGGACUGGCGUCGAAGUUAUAUUGUUUCAGUUUCAAGUACAAGAAAUGUUUUCAUUUCUAAAUAUAAUACUGGUAACUCAAUUUGUGACAGUAUGUAGCAAUUUACGACACAUUCCAGUCAUUCUUUCUUAUUGCGUUGUAGCAGUCGUGCAAACGUAACUAGUAUACAUGUUGAAAUAUUGAAUCAUGUUUUGGGUUUUAUAUUCUGAACAAACUUUGGUAACCUCUGGAUUAUUUGCCGUAUAUCUACUUGUAUAUUGUAAUAAGAGACCUCACCAAUUAGUUUUAAAAUAAUUAUCAAAGAGUAUGUUUGGAUAACAUUACAUCUUUUACUGCAUUUCGGUUUUUAUUGCCGGAAACGUUCAUUAGACAAGUACCGCAGAAUCAAUAACAAUUGAUUUUAUUAUUUUAACCACUAUGCUUGUAAGGCUAACUGAGAUACGUAAUAAAAUCAUUUAGUGAUACAACCAUUUUCAUAUUUAAACUUACAGUCACAUGUUAGUCAACUGUGAGUCUUCUUAAGCAUGUCCAAAUGUUUAUUACUUGGCGACUUUUAGGUUAUCAUUGUCUUUAUGUCAUCUCUUUUAGACUAAGAGAGCACUCUUUGAUGCUGCUAUGGAGAUCAGUAACUAGUCAGUGAACUAAUGUUCUAGUAUAAUUUUCGAUAAAUUGGUCAUAUUUCAUGUUCAUAGCUUUUUAUUAUUGGAAAUUAAUUAUUUUCCUUUAUUGAUUAGUGCCCAGUAACAGAGUAUUUGUUUCGAGGUAAGAACCUCCCGGUAGAUUUUCAUUUGUUUUCAUCUUAAGCAAUAGUCCAAUUAGUAACUUGAAACGUCGAAUAUCACUCAAAGUAAAAAUCAUUGUUGGUCAUGCUGUAGUUCGUUGUUAUGAAGCACUAGAAAACCACAGGGGGUUAUGCCUCAACUAGCUACCGUUAGCGCUUACAUAUUUGGUCCUUAGUUUGAUAGCAUUUCAACUCACCUAAUGGUUUUAUUAUAGCAGGUUUUUUACUUCGAAAGGAAAGCUAUCAUUCUUGAUUUUGUUCAGGGUUGUACUAUUUAUUAACUACUGUGCUCUAUAGAUAUUUUCGGAAGUAUUCAUUGGAAUAUUUUUGUCUUACAAAGGGCAGUCGAGUCGUUACGAAACUGUUCAAAUACCUUGAAACUAUACACUUAAAUGUAGGCUUUCAUAGAAUUAUCUCUAGCCUCUCUAUACGAUGCCUCUUGAAGUGGUAUUGUAAGACUAUCUUGAUUUCCAUCAUUAGUUUUCUUAGUGGAAGACGAAAUAUUUGGUGCUGGCUGUUUAUCGUAUUCAGUUUUAAUCUUGAUGGUUACUCUCUAGAUGUCUAUUACAUAUUUUGCAAUAAAUGAUUUUGUAAUUGCUGUUACUAUUUAGGUUGUAGUUAAGUAAUGUUGUAUUUAAAUUAAACGAUAAUAUAUCGGUGCAAAUCUGCUCACUUUUUGAUUCGUUAAUUCUUCAAACUAUUUGUAGAAAACUUGGGGUCACCUAUGUACUAUAAAGGUCAUUAUUGAAGAUAGUUUACUUCGUGGUUAGGGAUUUCAGGACAUGGCAUUUACCUAACGGUCGUGUAAACCAACACUUUUAUGGCAUUGCACUACUGAAGUUGUAAUUAAGGAUUUCACCGUUAUAUAGAAAUAGUGUUUGGGAUGCAUAGUGUAUUUUAUAAGGGCUGAUCAGAUUGCAAUUUCUGUUUUGAAUGUUACAAUGAAUCGUAAGAAGUCUGAGUUUCGCUCAUAUAAGGAAACGUAUCGUUGCAAAGCAGUGGACAAACUAUUGUACUGUACUUGUUACAUUACCUUGAUGGGGACAAUUGUUUCUUCAUGACCGCAACUUGUGGGUAAUGUUCUUUUUAAAGACAAAACCUAACAGUUGCAAUAAAUAAUAGUUGAAUUAGAAUUAGUUAAUCACAUGCGACGUAUAACAUAGCACAUGUGUACAUCCGUUCAAGUUACCAUACACUCUUGGAACAGUGAGACGAAAGUGUUAGCGAAGAUCUUAAAGUAGUAGGGAUAGUAACAAUAAGAUUAGACCCCCAAAUGUCCUGUUACGGUUGAGGGUGAGGAGAGUCCGCUCUCCCUCUCGAAAUGCUCUCACAUGGCCACGCGUAUAUCAUCCACUACCAAGGAAGUCCUACUCACCUCCUUCUCACGGUGGGUGUGUUGUUUAUGAAAUUGAAAGAACACAAAGAGAAUGUCCGGUGCUUUGACUGGCUGGUGGACAUGGAGGGUUCACCUAGAGGAGUUGAAAAACCCUGAUUUCAAACCAAUGGUGCACAUGGGCUUCAGUAUCCAGAGGGAACAAAUGGAGUAUGAACAUAUAGUUGGUCACCGGUUACCAUGGGACCUCAUCUCCUAGCGUUGCUCCACUGCCUUGUGGAUUAGACCUUCAUGUCAAAGGCUCCAGGUGUGGCCCCCUAAGACAACCACCUGCUUCGAUUUGGGCUCUCGGAUAAUAUCACAGUCCUUACACAAAUCAAUGACAACUACUACUUGCCUCAUUGAUAUUAAGUGGUGCAUAAGUGUUUCAGUCAGUCAGUCAGCUACAACGUAGGACCAGGCACAUAUAUGCAUCGGUCGAAGUUGUCGUACCUCAUUAACACAAGAUGGACACCGGAUUCAUAAAAGUAGUUAAUUCAGAGGUAGUAAUUUAUAGAAGAAAGAUUGCAAUAAGGAUAGAGUACAGGAAGAAAGAAUUAGUUCGUAGAAAGAAAGAUAUGAAGCGGUUUGAAUCUCUUAGUUUAAGGGAAUACAGAGAGUGUAUACACCGACGCCAUAAGUAUUUGGUGCCUCCUUGUACAAAUGUUUAUGUGUAUAAAAGAUUAGGCAUAAAAUAUAUGAUUCGAGAAGUAAACAUAGAUUGGUAGAAUACUGAGAAAGUCAUAAGGUGAUUUAGAAACACAGGAUCUAGGAGGAGACAAAGAGUGAAUGCACCUGAACUAUGCCGAACGAUUUUGAGUCUUGUCAUCCAAGGUAUUUAACGAUUGAUUAUGGUAAUCACACGAACCCCAGUGAGGUAGCGUGCGCUUGCCUACAUGUCUCAGUCCAACAGGCAGCUAAAUUCAAGUAGCUUUGUUUGGUUGACUGAUGCUCGUAUUUGGGGACGGUGAUUGAAUUUGAAAGCAAACUCCGUACCACUAAAAAAUCUAUAGCAGAAACAAAUAUUGCGCCCUGAUAGUUGUGCCACGCUUCCAUGUAUGCCUCUUCUCCAGAAGGGCCUAUUGGUCUCAUUAACUAUGUUUGGCUGGAAGGGGCAUUACGAAAGAUAGGGAGGAUAUGGCACAAACAUCAGCCUUUCGACAUUGUUACACUCUACAUCAACUUAAUAAAGAUGGACGAAUUGAAACUUUAGGGCACACAAAUAUCACUAAUUUUGUAGUAAAGAACUAAUAGAAAAAAGGAGUAAAACAGGUGGUAAAGGCAUGAUUUUGUAUAAGAAAAAGAAAAAGACGGGCAGAUUUCUAAUAGUAUCGUUCAGAAAUUCCAACUGAGUAUCUAGCUAAUAUGCUAAAAGUUGUAGGAUUUGUAAUUCUGAGUGAACGGCUGAACUGGUCAUAAUGAUUAAAACAGUUGAGUGUCAAUCCGCUUAUAUUUAUUGUGGAAGGCUUUCUAUGUCGGUGUUGAAAUUGAUCUUGGGUUAUACCAGCAUGUGUCACUUGUGGCUCAGUAUAGAUAUAUUUGCCUGUCAAUCAGGGAGUGAGUAUUCUGUCUAGCAACCUAGGCUGUAUUACUACGUGGUUGUCAGAUAUGAUCCUUGAAAAUAGAAUAUGUGCGUAAGCCGCAGGGUUUGAUCAUAGGUUUUUUCAAAGAAUAGCUCGGGUAUAAUGGAACAGCUGGCGGAGAAAUCCUAAAGUAAUAGUAGACACACAUGAGAAAUCGGUUGGUGAGGCAGUGGAAAAUCACAAACUGAGGUGUAUGGGAAAUGUGUAGCGCAUUCCCGGGUCCCGCCGACCUCGAGACUCAAUGUUGGCCGGAGUAAGGACAGGUUGGAAUAGAGUUAGGGGCGGCUUAAUGAAGACAUGAGAUCAGUGCAUGGAGCCACUGACUAUUAGACUGAAUAAUAAUGGUGGUUGGAAUCCGAGAGAUAACCAUGAUCAUUGCUUGAAGACACUGAGGAACAUGUCUCAGAAUCGGUUGCAACGUGGCCGAUUCAUUUAGUUCCCCCCAAGAUCUGAGCUUCAAUAUUAUUUUAUUGUAUUUAUUCUUCAAAUACAUUCCGUCUUUUAAAACAGUAUUUCCCAGUGUUUAAUCAUUUUAUCCAACCUUGAUACUACUAUUAUUUCGAAUUAUUCGCCAUCCUUUAUGUUAAUUUCUCACUGUUGUAAUUUCCUAUGAGUUGUCUUGAUGCAUGCUUGUGCCAGGCUUUGUAUUAGUUAUAACUAACUUCAUAACUGACCUGGAAACUGACGUUUCCGAUUCCUAGUGAUAUGAAUACGUAUCACUUAUGGAAAGAAAAUAUAGAUCUAGAUGUUACUGCGAAUGAUUUCAACAAGUCCUCACCAGUUUUUGUUAUCCAAUAAGUUCUGAGUAAAAGCCCAUACUUUAUGUGGCAACUCUGACCGAUAUUUAUUUAUCUAGUUAUUUAUUACAUUACAUUACAUAAUGUAGUUGUCGCGGAAUUAAAAGAUUCAUUUUAAAUGAUUUCAAUAUGUCAGUUACUUAAGGCUAUUAUCAGGUUCACCAUAUUGCUAUGUUUGAUGGUAUGGGAUUAGGUUGGGAGAAAGCUAGUGACGGAUAAACCAAAACCUAGCAUUCGUCCAUAAGAUGAUUGAUUGUUGGACUGAGCCCGUUUCAUAAGUCCAGACUACUUGGUUAGGGUCCGUGCGAUUCUCGUUGCAAGUGAUAGAUGGUAUAAAACUUUGGUUAGAAUCAGCCACAAUGACGCCGAUGCACUUAUUGUUUUGUAUUUACUUUUCCUUUAGCGAGUUUGUUUUUAUUAAGUCAUUAUGUUCGAACCUAGUCUUUUCUGUUACCACUGCUACUGCUACUAUUCUGAUAUUUGUCUUGAUAAUUUCAUCUCACUGUACUGAUGUUGUAUGAAAACCUGAUGUGCGACAUGUGUCAGUUUACAAGUUACUACUCACUGAGUGUCUAUUGCAAAACAUAAAAUGUCUAAUAUGGAGUUGAAAAUACGAUAUUAAAAGAUGUGGGAUAUUUUUGUUCCUGACUGCAGACACCUAAAUAAUUUGUUUUGCUUCUGCUUUGUGUUGUUAUGCAUUAUCACUUCACUUAAACUAUCUUCUCACUUUUAUCACGAGUUUGUUGAAUAUUGGUUGACGUGGUAUAAGUUGCUAGUGAAAUUUAGUAUGAUUAUAAGAGAUUGAGACAUUUAGCACCUUAAGUCUAAAUAUCUGGAAAGUAUUCUGUUGAAUAAUUCUAUUUGCUGGGAUAAAAAUCAAAUGUUACUCGACCAUAUAUACCGUUUUGUGUACUAGUUUUUAGGUAACGCCUUUUCAUCGGAGACGCACAACCAAUUAAGGCUUUCCACACCUUUAAAUAUAGAUUAGGAUUUAGAUUUGUGAACCAGGAGUCAUGUACACAAACUACUAGUCUACGACUUGAAAUAUGCUUGCUUUUUAUAGAUUUCCAUUCUGAUUGCAUAGACUCAGUACAGUUGAUCACAUGUUCUCAGUCUAACUGUUUAACAUUCAUCUUCAGGAAAGAAUAUAAUUGGACAUCAGAAUACGAAUUGAUGAUCCGUAUUAAUCUCUAUCGAUCCAAUUUUUGGUUAAAUUAUACUAAUCUAACUAGAUUUAUGGAAUGUAAUUUAAGAACAUUUUUUGUUCAAAUUGGAAUAUUUUCUAUCCUAUGAAAAUGCUUGGCAUAAGUCAAAAUAUCAUGUUCUAUGGUGAUGAGGCUAGUUUAUCCUUGCAAAAUAGAGAUUUUUUCACUAAGGAUUUUUAAAGCUUAGUAAGAUAACCUCUUUGAACAUUAAUUACAACGAACUAGGUAUCCGGAUAUCUGAGUAAGUAAGACAGUCCUGUCAAAAUAUGUUUUAUGUAGGUAUCUAUCAGAAGUGUACUGAAAGAUAAAAUUUGAGGUACACCAUAAAGUUAGGGAUUCUCUGUCUUGUUACUUAAUCAUUAGCAGUGAUUUAACAUGUGUGCAGUUGAUUAAUGCAGAAAUCGGUUCGGGUUUUCUCAAGUUACUUUUUUGGUUCUUCUGGUGACUUUUCUUAGUCACGAUUACUUCAAACUUUAUAAAAUUGAUUAACUAUUGGAUAUUUACUACUCGCUUAUCACGUUUUGAUUAAGAUACAUAUGAAGCGAGUCCCACCAGUGCGAUUUAUUGUAUGAUAUAGUCAAUGUAAAGUACAGUUAAUGAGUCACUUUUAUUGUGCUCGGUGGAACAGUUGCUAUUAUGCUUCAUUAUUUGAAAUUUGUAAUGCUUUUUCAUUUUAAUUAUUUUGAGAUAUUUAGUAUACUUUUCUCGCUAAAAAUAGUUUUUAUUCUACUAAACACUUAUUUUUGAAUGACAUUUUUGGCUCAAAUAUGUUUUCAAAAUUAUAAGCAUCAUCAUAUAAAUAAUGUAUUUAGUUAUUCAGGUAUACUCAGACAGAUACGAAUUGUAAUGUUCAAGUUACUUGUACUUGAAAUGAUUAAGGUUUACACAGGUACAGGUGUUGGUAAUUGGUUUCUUAUUUUUCUUGGGUUACUUUAUUAUACUUUUGCCAAGAAAUUAAUAUCAUUUCUUCAAUCUUUUUCGUUUAAAAAUAUGUAGGUUCACCUUUCGAAAAUGUGUGAUGUUAUGCCCACUAUAUCGGAGGACGGUAAUUCAAGUCAAGGAGAUCGAGACUCACAAGCAAGUGGAGAGGGAACUAAUGUUGAAGAUAUGCUAUUGAGUAUAUUGGAUGAACGUGACAGACUAAUGGAAAGUUUACAUGAUGCACAAGAUCAAUUGGUAUUUACACAGAAUAGACUUGCGGAAGCUGAGAGAGAAAGAGAUGUUUUAAAUAGACAGUUAUCUGAAAAACUUCCUGAAGUGAGUAAAAUUUCCAGCUUCGUUAUUUUUUUCAACGAAUAUCAUUUAAAACUUUGUAACUACUAUUACUACUUCUACUCUAGCAUGUCCCUGUCCUGAUGUGGUAUGACAACGUGAACCAAUGCACAUAUGAACUAGGUUCCACACUAUGUAGACUGACUAGCUAGCUGAAAUCUCAGUUAUUCGGAUCGAUCUCCCUGGCUUACAACUAGAAUUUCGAGAGUUAAUUUCAGGAGUUCUAGUAUAAAGUUGGGACUAUCUGAGUUCAGCCUUGUCAGGUAUGAGGCAUUUAAAGUGGUUACACAAUGUCAUGAAUUGAUUGAGUUUUCGACAAGUAAACUAUUUGAUAUCAACUCAAUAGUCUAGAGGUUAGACGCAUUCCACUAGACAUAAAGGCCUUAGGUUCGACCUCUGGUUCGAUUGUAGAUGGACAUUGUUAAUCAGUCUUAUAAUAAGAUGAAUCAACUGUCCAACAUUGUCUAGUUUUCGUUAAGUGUCUAAAGUCAUUACGUGUUUUAAAUUAUGAAACCAAAAUUUCGUUCAUUUAUAGAUCUUGAUUAAUUUUUAUUCUGUUUACUUUGAUCUAUAUGAUUGAUUAAUAUCAGUAAUUUAUUCGGUAACUUAGCAAUAUUUCAUUUGAUCGAUAAUACACCAAAAAGAAAACCGGAAAACUAUUACGAAUAAAUAAGUAAACCUACAAGUAUACAUUACACAAUAAAUUUUAUUUUUUUAAUCAUUGAUUAGUGGCAGCUAUUCAGUACACUUGAAAAUGACCUAUUCAAGCAUAUAUAUA